AUGGAUGAAUGGACGGCGAAAUAUCUCGAGGAGUGGCAAGUUGAUUUCGGAGACGAGCUCAACGCCGAGCAAUCACUACGCUUUAUUCAAGAUGUCUUGUCGGCAUUGAAGCAACUGCCCAGCUCCGGCGUCGAGACGGUCGCUCCAUCAGUCAUAGCCACGAUCAAGUCGCAACAGGACCUUGAGGAAUCACUUGAUUACUCUCAAGGUGUCGUCUUCGAAGCCGCCAUCUCUUCGCCCUUGGAUUCUAGCGACCUUGCACAAGUCACCCGGUUGCUUGUGCAGGAGCUCCCCCAUCCUCGCAACGAGUGGUUUCAACGAAAAUUUGCCAAUAACGCGCGCGAAAGAUGGAAUGGACCAGAUCAACCUGGCCCUGAAAAAGACCUCGACCAAUGUAUCCAAGAAUGGAUCUCUUUGAAUAUCUUUGUCGCACAUCUUACUCGAGUGCAAGCUGCUCCUCUUGAAGACUUCGCGCUCCGAACACUAAACCGGGCGUUCGACCCAGGAUCAUAUCUCUCAAAUGAAGUGGAAUACCAGGUCCCCGCUGGUGCCGCUUGGAUGAGAAACUGGGGAAAGGAGCUUUAUGUCUGGAAAUUCUCCGCGAUUAAGCUUGGCAUCGAUCGGGCCAGGUGGAAUUGGUGGAAGCGAGGUUUUUGA
Messenger RNA from Aspergillus glaucus CBS 516.65, 657 nucleotides. RefSeq lists its product as uncharacterized. Lineage: Eukaryota; Fungi; Ascomycota; Eurotiomycetes; Eurotiales; Aspergillaceae. The record is from RefSeq and is a predicted model, not a curated record. The coding region runs from base 1 to 657 and encodes 218 amino acids. The transcript is spliced from 2 exons.